Messenger RNA from Octopus sinensis (East Asian common octopus), 429 nucleotides. RefSeq lists its product as uncharacterized. The transcript has a single exon. The record is from RefSeq and is a predicted model, not a curated record. NCBI's taxonomy places the organism in Eukaryota, Metazoa, Mollusca, Cephalopoda, Octopoda, Octopodidae. Bases 1 to 429 code for a protein of 142 amino acids.
AUGCUGGAAGUAGUGUCACCUAUUCUUAUCAGUGAAAUCGAAAAUGCUCUCAACCUGAUGAAAACAGACAAAGAAUCCGGGAAAUAUGGUAUCACACCAGUGAUGUUAAGAUGUAGAGGUGAAGAGCUGUGGAAAAUCCUCGUUAUAAGCUCCAAUCGCUACCUGAAAGAGGGUAAAAUACCCACACUGUGGAAAGAGUCAAAUACCAUCCUACUUCAUAUGAAAGGUGAUAAAAAAAUCUGUCGAACCAUAUGCGUCUAUAAGCUGUUUACAAAAGUCAUAGCCACCAUUCUAUCGAAGCAUCUCGACGACCAACAGUCGAAAGAGCAAGCAGGUUUCCGUAAGAACGAUGGAUCAUGUAUUCACAGUAACACAGCUCAUAGAAUGAGUGAUCGAAUACAAGCUUCCUCUGUGUAUCUCUUCUGUUGA